AUGGCCGCCGUCUCUGUGCUCUGGAGUUCAGAUUUCAGUCGUAAGCUCCAGCUCCAGCUUAAGAACCAGAGCACGUGUCCUUGUGAGAGGUGUUUUUCCAAAAACGACGUGCUGCUCAGAAAACACAUGAGACGAUCUAUUGAACCGUUUUUGACCGCCAACACCAAGCUAUCUGAAGAAGAUUUUAAGUGGUGGAAGCACUUCCAAAAUGAGCGUCGCAAUUACAGUUAUUAUAAUGCAACGGUGCACAAGCUGUUCCAGAUAUUUCCUCCUGUUCCUGAUCUUAAAGGACCCAGUUCUAACAAGUGCAGGACUUGUGCCGUGGUGGGAAAUUCUGUUAACUUGAAAGGAUCCCAUUAUGGACCUCUAAUUGAUUUCCAGGACAUUGUUAUAAGAAUGAACUUUGCUAAAAUCAAAGGCUACGAAAACGAUGUGGGGACCAGAACGACUCAUCGUGUCAUGUAUCCUGAGAGCGCUGUGGAUUUGGAUAACUCCACUCAUCUCGUCCUGUUUCCAUUCAAGAUAUUGGAUAUUGAGUGGGCCAUAAAGGCCACCACGUCUACGUUUUACAAUGGAUCACACAAAUUCAUGAAACCGAACAUUAAAGUUAACAGAGAUUUGGUGAUGGUGGUCAACCCAGCUUUCAUGAAGUAUUCUCAUGUGGUCUGGCUGGGAAAAAAAGGACGGUAUCCAUCCACUGGCUUCAUGACUUUUAUUCUUGCACUUCACAUUUGCGAUGAGAUCCACGUGUUUGGUUACGGAGCGGACCACAAAGGAAACUGGAGCCACUACUUUGAAGUGCUGAAAAACAAAAAAUUAAGAACGGGACAGCACCCUGGACAACACGAAUAUAACAUCCUAAAGCAGAUGGCUGAAGAAAAAACCAUACAGUUCUAUACAGGGAGAUAA
Poecilia reticulata (guppy) is the source of this 909-nucleotide messenger RNA. The record is from RefSeq and is a predicted model, not a curated record. Lineage: Eukaryota; Metazoa; Chordata; Actinopteri; Cyprinodontiformes; Poeciliidae.